This is a messenger RNA of Thlaspi arvense, 1305 nucleotides long. The record is from the annotation of a GenBank genome assembly. NCBI's taxonomy places the organism in Eukaryota, Viridiplantae, Streptophyta, Magnoliopsida, Brassicales, Brassicaceae.
AUGGAUCUAUCUUCUCAACGACAAUCCCCAAAUGGGUCGAGGGGUUUUCGUCUUCAAGCUCCAUUGGUGGAUUCUGUAUCUUGCUACUGCAGAGUAGAUUCAGGUCUCAAGACUGUUGUAGAAGCAAGGAAGUUUGUCCCUGGAUCAAAGCUUUGCAUUCAACCCGAUAUCAAUCCAAAUGCGCAUAGGCGCAAGAACUCGAAGAGGGAGAGAACAAGAAUCCAGCCGCCGCUGAUCCCUGGCCUCCCUGACGACCUAGCCGUCGCUUGCCUCAUCCGUGUCCCGCGCGCAGAGCAUAGAAAGCUCAGGCUAGUGUGUAAGAGAUGGUACAGGCUCGCCUCUGGAAACUUUUUUUACUCUCAAAGGAAGCUACUUGGGAUGUCUGAGGAAUGGGUUUAUGUUUUCAAGAGAGAUCGUGAUGGGAAGAUCUCUUGGAACACAUUCGAUCCAAUCUCCCAGGUUUGGCAGCCGCUCCCACCAGUUCCAAGAGAGUAUUCAGAGGCUGUUGGGUUUGGUUGCGCCGUGUUAAGCGGUUGUCAUCUUUAUCUGUUUGGAGGUAAAGAUCCACUAAGAGGGUCCAUGAGAAGAGUCAUUUUCUACAAUGCCAGGACGAAUAAGUGGCACAGGGCACCGGAUAUGCUUAGGAAGCGACAUUUCUUCGGCUGUUGCGUCAUAAACAACUGCUUGUAUGUAGCUGGUGGGGAGUGCGAAGGGAUUCAGAGGACACUCCGGUCUGCUGAGGUUUAUGAUCCAAACAAGAACAGGUGGAGUUUUAUUGCUGAUAUGAGCACUGCAAUGGUGCCUCUCAUCGGUGUGGUUUACGACAAAAAGUGGUUUCUCAAGGGUCUUGGGUCUCACCAACAGGUCAUGAGUGAAGCUUAUCACCCGGAAACUAAUUCGUGGAGCCCGGUGAGUGACGGGAUGGUUACUGGCUGGCGAAACCCUUGCACUUCUCUGAACGGGCGGCUUUACGGAUUGGAUUGUAGAGACGGGUGCAAGCUCAGGGUAUUUGAUGAAUCCACGGAUUCAUGGAACAAAUUCAUGGACAGUAAGGCUCAUUUGGGAAACUCAAAGCCGCUCGAAGCUGCGGCGCUUGUUCCGCUGAACAACAAGCUUUGUAUCAUCCGGAACAACAUGAGCAUGAGUCUUGUCGAUGUCUCGAGUCCUGAUAAGAACAACCCGCGGCUGUGGGAAAACAUUGCCGUAAAGGGACAGUCCAAGAGCAUUCUCAGCAAUAUAUGGUCGAGUAUCGCCGGGAGAGCUGUGAAGAGCCACAUUGUGCAUUGCCAAGUGCUUCAAGCCUGA